Messenger RNA from Hypomesus transpacificus, 6975 nucleotides. It is a transcript of the gene ptpn20, whose product is annotated as protein tyrosine phosphatase non-receptor type 20. Gene Ontology annotation, biological process: protein dephosphorylation. Gene Ontology annotation, molecular function: protein tyrosine phosphatase activity; protein binding. The transcript has 47 exons. The record is from RefSeq and is a predicted model, not a curated record. Lineage: Eukaryota; Metazoa; Chordata; Actinopteri; Osmeriformes; Osmeridae. Gene Ontology annotation, cellular component: cytoskeleton. Bases 1 to 6975 code for a protein of 2324 amino acids.
AUGAGUAGCACGUUUGUGACCCUGGCGGAGGUGCUGGAGGCCAGGGGAGGCCCUCUCCUGGAGGACGAGGUGUGGUCUCUGCUGCUGGGCACCGCUGAGUCUCUGGUGGACGUCUCCUACAAAGGGCACAACAGCAUGUCCACCAUCAUAAGCCCCUCCUCUCUGCUGCUCUCAGCCACUGGCACGCUGGCGUUUAAGAACUGCGCCCUAUCAGACCAGGUGACCACGUUCACCGCCCCGGAGAUGCUGCAGGGCAGAGCCAGCUCUACCAAACCUGCUAUGGAAAAGAUGCUGGUGUAUUCGUUAGGCAUGACUCUGUACUGGUCUGUCGACUACCAUCUUCCUCAGAAUCAGCCAGUCCCUUUGAGCGACCAUCUGAACUGCCUGCUACUGAGCAUGUGCGAGGACCUGUCCCAUCGCAGGGUGACCCUGAACUCCAUCCUAGAGGCGUGUGAGUCUCAGCACAAGGCCUCUCUCCUCCCUCCACCCAACAGAGUCAUCCGACAGCUGGUGGAGGAUGUUUUUCAUGACUCAGUGGAUCAAGGAUCUCUGCAGGACAACAUUGUGCAACUUAGUGGGAGGAGCCAGAUGAUCAGAGAGAGGCUUCAUGGUAAGAGAGGACCCUACCCCGAUUACACCCCUGGGGCUGCAGCUGACUUCAGGAGGUACUCUGAGGACUCCAUCAAGUCAGGGAGCCUGCCACACAGACCCUUCAAACAGAGACCACGGAGCUCCCCGACCCCAUCAUACCCCUGCAACACAGACAGGCUCCCCAGAGGCCUCCGUCACAGGGACAGCAGCUGUAGCUCUCUGUACCGGAGCCCGUACCUGGACUUGCCCCCCAAGCCGCCCCCCGCGCCAGCGCCCAAAACCCACAGCCCCUCCAUCACCUUCAGCGAGUCCUCGAUCAGCCUCACCCAGAGGAAGGCCAAGGCUCUGGGUCCUGAGUUCAUCACGAUGGCGGAAGAACAGCAGAUCAUUCUAGAACUCCCCGGAUCCAUUGUGUCUAAGAAGGGUCGAUCAUGUGUGUCUCAGAGGGAGGUCAGUGUGGUCAUGCCCAGUGGUCAGGUUGUGGCCGUGCGCUGUGACAUCAAGUCUCGAGGUAGAGAUGUGUUUGACAUGGUGGUGGCUCACGCCAACCUGGUGGAGCAUUUCUACUUUGGUCUGGCCUUCAUCGACGACGAUGAAUUUUUCUUUCUUGACCAUGAGACCAAAAUCUCCAAAGUUGCCCCUGACAGUUGGAAGAAAGCCCAGUCAACCUCCUUUCUGGUUUACCUACGAGUGAAGUUCUUUGUAGAAGACAUCUCCUUCAUCUUACACAGACUGACACGUCAUCAGUACUACUUGCAGCUGCGGAAGGAUAUCCUGGAGGACAGGCUACACUGCAACGAGGAGACUGGCCUGUUCCUGGCUGCUCUCGCUCUCCAGGCCGAGUUUGGGGACUACAUGUCUGAGCUGUAUGGGAAGGACUACUACCAGCCAGAGCACUACUUGUCUAAGAGGAUGCUGGAGAGGAUGGCCUUCCCCAACCUGAAGGAGGAGCUGCCCAGACUGCAUGCUAACCACAGCAAUAUGCUGCCGGAGGAGGCAGAGACAGAGUACCUGAAGAUCGCCCAGCAGCUGCCUGAAUAUGGGGUGCUGUUCCACCGGGUGGGCCGUGAAAAGAAGACUGUUCUGAGCGAGCUGGUGCUGGGGGUGUGUGCCAGGGGCAUCAUCGUGUACGAGGUGAAGAACCACCUCCGUACCGUCACCAGGCGCUUCCUCUGGAGGGAGACCGACUCCAUCUCCACUGGGAGGCGUAAACUGACAGUGGAGUGCGGCGGCCCCAGCGGGAAGAAGCACAGCUUCAUGACGGAGAGCUCAAAGAUCGCCCAGUACCUCCUGAGCCUGUGCUCAGCUCAGCACAAGUUCGACAGCGAGAUGACCUCCCGCCAGCUCAACCAUGCUGUUGUGCCCCCUGGUGUAUCUGCAGAUGAUAACAUCGAGAAGUACUUGUCCAUCUGUCGCUCGCGAAACUCCCACAUGAAGCGCCUGUCCUGCUCCGAGGGCGGGAUCAACCUGUUGGGCCUCGGUGCCGGCCCGCCCGAUUUGCUCAGCAAGUCAUGUGAUGACCUGAGCGCCAAGAUGGAGGCCCGUCUGCGGCAGCAGCGAGAGCUGAGGGAGAUGAACCGGGGCCCGGAGCCACGUGUGCUGGGAGAGAUGAUGGACCAGAAGACUUGGAGCUCCACAGAGGCCCUCCCCAGGAUCACAUCCCACUCCUCACUCUACAAGCAAGACCCCGAGGUCGUCUCCCUCACCUCACAAAUACGAGUUGACACUCCAACCAGGGGCUCUCCAGAGAGAGAGAUCAUCUGUGUGACUUUAAAGAAGGACCUUAAACUUGGGUUUGGGUUUGUGAUAGUAGGAGAGGACAACAGUGGUAAACUGGACCUGGGGAUAUUCAUUGCCUCCAUUGUGCCUGACGGGCCUGCUGAUAGAGACGGAAGAAUCAGACCAGGGGGCCGUCUGAUAUCGCUGAACAAGAUCAGUCUAGAGGGCGUGACAUUCACGGACGCGGCGGCCAUCUUGCAAAGCAGCCCAGAGGAAGUAGAGCUCAUCGUAUCGCAGCCCAAAUACUCCCUGAGGGACAGCAAGACGUCCCUGGCCCCCGGCGGUCUUGGACGCAUGCUGGAGAGAGGCUUUGGCUCCCAGACCACCCUGAGCGGUAGCGACUUCCGACCGGCCAUGGAGGAGCUGGAGGAGGCCUUGGUUCUGUCCAACAUGGCCACGCCCAAGCAUGGCAAGAGGCUGCACAUCCCUGUGGUGCGCAUCCUGGACGCACAGGAGGUUCUCUCUAGGUCCUCCUCUAUCUGCAGCCUGAGAUUUGCAGAGCAGCUGAGUAUGGAGCUGAGAAAGACCAAGGGUAGCCUGGGCAUCAGCGUGGCUGGGGGAGUGAAUACCAAUGUGAGAUACGGGUGCAUCUACAUCAAGAGCCUGGUCCCAGGGGGCGCUGCAGAGCAAGACGGACGCAUUCAGAUAGGUGACAGACUGCUGGAGGUUGAUGGAUUCAACCUGAGGGGUGUGACACAUAAACAAGCUGUGGAGUGCCUGAAGAGAACUGGGGAGGUGGUGAGUUUGCAGUUGGAGAGGGAGCCCAAUAUGGUGUCCGAGCCUGGAGCUGAUUCACCCCGCCUCCGCUCAGCCAAAAGCGUACCACAACCCUUCAGGACAGAGGUUUCUAUGGAAACGUCCUUGAAUGGCAGGGCCAAGGACUACAGCUUUAUGACUGAUGAGAACACUCAUGAGGUGGUUCUGAAAAAGAAUCUGUCUGGGCUCGGCUUUAGCUUCUUUAUUUCUGAGCUGACCUCCGGUCUUGACCGUGGUUCCGUGGUCCGGGUCAAAUGGCUGUUCGAGGGCCAGCCCGCCAAAGAGAGCGGGCAGAUCCAGCAGGGAGACAUCAUCCUGGCCAUUAACGGGGAACCGGUCAAGGACCUGUCAUACCAGAGGGUUUUGUCGAUGCUGCGGGGAGCUCAGUCUGAGGUUUUCCUGCUCAUCUGCAGACCCAGCCCAGGAACCCUGACAGAUCUAGACAACAACACCCUGAGUCCAUCUCGAUCUCCCACCCGUGAAGUGAGGUCCAGGUCUCUGGACAUCAGGUUGACCGAGGACUACAGCCAGCUCCUCAGGAGGCCAGUGGAGCCCCAGGCAUACCAGCCAUGCCAAGCCCAGGAAGAGGCCUCUAGCCUGCACACCCCUGCCGAGGUGCCCCUUGAUCCUCCUGGUCCUCCAAAGACCCAGCAGAGUCAGGAGAGCCUAGACAGUGAGACAUUUCCCUCCCCCCCUCCUGCCUUGUCACCCCUCUCCCCUGACUCCCACGAGUCUCCCCAGUCCCCCACCCACCCUCGGUGCUUCAGCAACCAGGGUUACAAUGAUGAGGAUGAGGACGUUUCCAGGACAUCCGUUAUGCGUCUCAGAAGGAGCAGCUACCUCAAAGCUAGUGCUAACCCCACCUAUGCCAGUGGCAUCAAAGAAGAGACCGACGGCAGACACACCUACUGCCUGAUGGGUAACGGUCUGACCAUCCUGGCGGAUGAGGAGUACCUUACCAUCAGCUCCACCUCCCUAGAUACAACCUCCAGCCUCCCCACAUGCACUCCUGCUCUGCCUGAACACACACCCAGUACCAGCUCUCAUCCUCCACCCACCCCCAGACAGGCUCCGGCCUCUGGCCCCCCCUGCCUCCGACCCCCUGUCCCCACCCUGCCAGACAGCCAGGCAGCACGCCCCUGCCACAGCCACACAUACUGGAGGGACGUGGAGGAGAGGGUGUUAAAUUACGACGACGAUGAUGAUGAUGAUGAUGAGGAAGAGGAUCCCAGGAGGGGCAUGCUGAAGGAGUUUGAGCUGUCCGUGGUCCUGACUAAAUCCCGUAGUGGUAGUUUUGGUUUCACCAUAACGCGCAGCAGGAUAGACGGCUGUUACUACAUCCAGGAGAUACUGGACAGCCCAGCCAAGGCAGACGGACGACUGAGGGCAGGCGACAGGCUUAUCACGGUACACGGGCAGGAUGUGACAAAUGUGACCGACGAGGUUGCCAUGGCAGUCCUAAGGAUGUCUCCUAGGAGACUGAGCAUGACCUUGGGGAGGGCCGUGUCCAACCUGGUAGCCCCGCCUUCUUCUGACAGCCUGAGCGAUGUUGUCCUGCACAAGACCCCAUCAGGGCAGCUUGGUAUAAAACUAACAGGUGGCAUUGGCAGUAAGUGGCAGGGCAUCUACUGUCUGGAAGUGGUGCCGGGGUCUCCCGCCAGCGAGGAGGGUAGCGUCCAGCCCAACGACAAGAUCAUCUACAUCUGCGGCAAGUGCACCCUGGGAAUGACCUUGGAGGACGCCGUCAAGGUCUGCGAGAUGGCCCCGCGCAAGGUCAAACUCAAAGUCCUCAGAGAUGACCAGCCUCUGACUUCUAAAGCUAACAAGUGGAACGGUCUGUUUGACUGGAAGAAAGACAGGAGGUUCUUCACCACUCGCUUUGAAGAGCCCAGCUCACCAGAGGCUGACGAGGAACGUGAUGACCCAGAUCCAAAUAACCUGUGUUCCUUCCUCUUCCUCAUACCGUCCAAUCAGAGCUGCGUUCUGCAAGUGGAGUUCACUAAGCCAGAGGGAGGUGGGCUGGGCUUUGCUCUAGUGGGCGGAGCCAAUGGCAGUGCUCUCAGAGUGAAGGACAUCUGCCCAGGGGGCGUGGCUGAGCAAGAUGGGCGGCUGAGAGUGGGAGACAUCCUACUGGAGGUGAAUGAGGUGAUUGUAUCUGGGCUGAGCCAUAGUAAGGUGGUGGACAUCUUGCGUAGAGCUGAGGGCACUGUCCAGCUCACCAUCUGUAGAGAUAUCCUGCCCACACCUGGAUCCAACAAGGCAGCCCAACCUGGAGCCAACAUGGCUGCCAACGAUGGAUCCAACAUGGCUGCCAACGAUGGAUCCAACAUGGCAUCCAACCCUGAAUCCAUCAUGGCCUCCAAACCUGGAUCCAACAUGGCUGGCGACCCUGGAUCCAAAAUGGCUGCCGACCCUGAAGCUAAUAUGGCUGCCCACCCUGGAGUCAGUGUAGAAGACAAGCCCACAGCGGAAGGCUGCCCCAGUCCUGACUUCCAGAAGAGAAAACUGAAGAAGCCCUCUGUUUCGUUCCCCAGUGUGGGCCUGUCUGGAGUGAUUGCUGCCCCUCUGCUUGAGGAAGACGAGGAUGUGAUACCUCACUUACCCCCGCACCACUCACACCACAUAGGGUUCAGAGCAGAGGACGAUGCUGUUGAUGGGGAGAGCUGCAGCAGCACCCCCUCCUAUACCCAGACCUGCUGCCCCUCCCUCAGGGUCUCUGACAUUCUGCACGGAGCCUCAGACAGGAACCCACCCCUUAACACUAUCCUAGUGGACCAACCAAUAAAAGACACCCGAAACAGCCAAUCAGAUGGCUGGAGCAGCGAAGAGGAGGAGGAUGAAGCGUUUGAGUCCAAUGGUCAGGAUAUGACCUCACCUUUAACUGGUCCCCCUAUUGUGUCGGAGGAGGAGCUGGCUAGUCUGGCCCUGAUCAGUCCGUCUCGGACCAGUCAGUACUCAGGCUCCCGGGUCAAGGCCCUGAUCCAGAUCCUGCAGCACCAGCUGGACCAACAGGAGCUCGUCAAAGAGUUCAUGACCCUGGAGCACCUGAAGCCUUCUGAUAACUGCCUGGUGGGUAAAGCAGCUGAGAACCGUGACAAGAACAGAUACAGAGACAUCCUACCCUACGACCUGACUCGGGUGCCCUUGGGUGAGAACCAGGACUACAUUAAUGCCAGCUACAUCCACAUGGAGGUUGGCACCAAGGACUUCUACUACAUCUCGUGCCAGGGCCCUCUGCCCUCCACUGUGCCCGCCUUCUGGCAGAUGGUCUGGGAAAACAAGUCCGACGUCAUUGCCAUGAUGACCCAGGAGGUCGAGAGGGGAAGGGUCAAGUGUCAUAGGUACUGGCCAGAGAGGGUGAGCUCUCCGCUAGAGGCGGGUCGGUACCAGCUGUUCCUGGAGAAUCUGCAGCAGCAGGAGUAUUUCCACAUCAAGAUCAUACGCAUAGUGGAGAAGGAGACAGGUGAGACCCAUCUGGUACGGCACCUGAAGUUCACUCGCUGGCCUGACCAUGGCGUCCCUCGCUGCUCCGAGCAUCUGGUGCGCUUCAUUCGCUACCUGCGGGCCGUACACCACAAGGGCCCCGUCAUCGUGCACUGCAGCGCCGGCAUCGGUCGCACCGGGGUCCUUAUCUGUACCGACGUCAUCCUCAGCCUCAUCGAAAACGACCUGCCGAUCAAUGUGAGUGACAUUGUGAAGGAGAUGAGACUGCAACGCUAUGGAAUGAUUCAGACCAAGGAACAGUACCUCUUCUGCUACAAAGUCUGGUUAGAGGUACUCCAGGGAAUUCUGCAGCUUCACGGUAACCAAUGGCAACCCGAAAGCCCCCACGACCAUCAUGUCGUCUGA